Messenger RNA from Mesorhabditis spiculigera, 507 nucleotides. The record is from the annotation of a GenBank genome assembly. Lineage: Eukaryota; Metazoa; Nematoda; Chromadorea; Rhabditida; Rhabditidae.
AUGAAUAUCACAGUAAAAGCGCACUUCAACAAACAAACGAAGGAUUCCAAGAAAGAGCUCGUUCAGUUUUAUGUAACAGGUGAAGAUGAGCGCCGUCCUGAACUGAACCAAAUGACGCGAGAGGUUGUAAUCCUGUCUAUUGCUGGUCUGGACGGUAUUGAGCUGACAGCAGAGUUUAAGAAAUCUGCUAAGGACUCCAAGAAAACAAUCCUUGAGUUUGAGGUUAAAGGCGACUCUUCAGCAGCGCAGACAUUUGAGUUUUACAAGUUGGCUGGUACGGAUGUUGAAUUAUCUAUUACCGAAUCACAAAUGGACCUGGACGAAUUCAGAGAGCAGCAAGCAGAGUACCGCGAAGGCGUUAAAGGGAAGAUCAACUCUGACGGAACGGUUGACGUAGAUCCGAACCAGGCUGAAUUGCCACUGGACGAAAAGAAGGCUGCGGAUGAUAUUAUCGCAACCACUCAGGAUGGCGAGGAAGUUACAAUCUCAAACGAUGAUCUGCCAUAC